Alternaria ventricosa is the source of this 1239-nucleotide messenger RNA. RefSeq lists its product as uncharacterized. The transcript is spliced from 2 exons. The record is from RefSeq and is a predicted model, not a curated record. The coding region runs from base 1 to 1239 and encodes 412 amino acids. Lineage: Eukaryota; Fungi; Ascomycota; Dothideomycetes; Pleosporales; Pleosporaceae.
AUGCACGAUCACCGUCCACCGCGAGCAGGCAGACAGAACAUAGGGGCCGACGACGCGAACCACCACGACCAAGCCAUGCCUCCUUCUCGACAUGUCGCUGCGUCUUCAAGGCAACGCUCAGAGGAGUCAUGGAUUGAUCUCGCAUCGGCGCCUUCGUCCACCUCCCUAUCCUCUGCGACCGACGAGAUCAUCACAACGGGCCUCACGGUACAGCACGACUCCAACGCGCACAGACGGCCCAACAGACGCUCACGAGGCGGCGGUCAGUUCUCAAUAGGGACUGGACACCGCAUCACGGCGGGAGGGAACAGUAGUCAGGAGGAGUAUGAGGAGAGCGAAAGCGAGUCGGACAGGGUCAUGACAUCCUCCAAUGAGGCCAUCGCUUCGUCACCUUUGAGGCAAACUCCGCAGUCUGUCGCGUCUUCGGAGACCAUGUCUGAGAGGGAAGAUGAUGACGAUGAGAAUGCGACGGCGGUCAACUACCCCCGUUCCUCAAGGCGGGAGUUCCAGCCACGGCCAAACGCCUUCUCGCACCCGAACAACCAACAAGCUAUCCGUUCGCAGUCUGGCACCCUGUACACACCUCGCAGGAACGUGAGGCCGGCUGGACAGCGACAGCACUCCUACCCUCAGCAUAACCCUUACAACGCCAUGGCACCCAACUACCAACCCGACCACGACGAAGCCCUCCGCGCCAGUCUAUCCACGUUGCUCUCGGCUGCCGCCGCUGUGCGUGGCCUCCCGAAGCCAGGCCAACCACGCGCGAACACUCCCUCAUCCACUCGAGUCGAUCCAUCCUCCCUCCGUAUGGUCCCAGAGUCCGUGGCCUUGGGUAACAUAUCCGAAGAGACCGCAUCCUCUCCAUGCAGCACUAGCAGCAGUCCUUCUGAUAAGCCCAAGCGCAAAGCAAGUCCGCCGGUACCCGGUGCUCGUAGCAGCAGCAAAGACCGUCGUACUGUCAAAAAGGCACGCAAGACCAUCCCGAUGAUUGAGGAAAUCAGCCCGACGCUGCUUACCUGGGUCGUCAGCGCUGGCGUCGUAGUCCUGGUCAGCGCCAUUGGUUUCUCAGCUGGCUACGUCGUCGGCAAAGAGACCGGACAUGCUGAGGCGAUGGGUCAGAUUGGCACCGCAGGUUCCGAGGCCGGACGCUGCGGUAAAGAAGCUGCUGCAGGCAUGAAGGGCACUGGUCUUGGCCUGCGGAAGCUGCGAUGGGGUUCUGGCGCGGGAAUCCGCGUCUAA